Gymnodraco acuticeps is the source of this 886-nucleotide messenger RNA. RefSeq names its product crystallin, gamma MX (gene crygmx). The record is from RefSeq and is a predicted model, not a curated record. NCBI's taxonomy places the organism in Eukaryota, Metazoa, Chordata, Actinopteri, Perciformes, Bathydraconidae. The transcript has 3 exons. Gene Ontology annotation, molecular function: structural constituent of eye lens. Gene Ontology annotation, biological process: visual perception; lens development in camera-type eye. The coding region runs from base 1 to 528 and encodes 175 amino acids.
AUGGGCAAGGUUAUCUUCUACGAGGAAAAGAACUUCCAGGGUCGUCACUAUGAGUGCAGUAGUGACUGUUCCGAGAUGCAAAACCACUUCACCCGCUGUAACUCGAUAAAAGUGGACAGCGGUUGUUGGGUGGCCUACGAGAAGCCCAACUAUGGCGGCUACCAGUACAUGCUGAACAAGGGCGAGUACCCCGACUACCAACGCUGGGCCGGCUUCAAUGACUGCAUCCGCUCCUGCCGCAUGGUGCCAACUUAUAACGGCAACUACAAGAUGAAGAUCUUCGAGCGUUCCGACUUUGGAGGACAGAAUAUGGAGCUGAGCGAUGACUGCCCCGAUCUGAACGAGCGUUUCCACACCCGUGACAUCUCCUCCGUCAACGUCAUGGAGGGCUACUGGAUUCUGCAUGAACACCCCCACUACAGGGGACGCCAGUUCUUCCUGCGCCCUGGAGAGUACAGGAGGCACAGCGAGUGGGGAAGCAACAGCCCAACCAUCGGCUCUCUGAGACGUAUCACUGAGCUCAACUGAUUCCCAGCUUUUUUCACCCUUACUGUGCCCCACUGUUACCAUCCCACCCUCUUGUUCCCCUAAUGCCAGCACUGUUUCAGUGUGGUCUCAACACUGUGCUGUCCAAACCUGAAGUCAUACAUUUUUAUGAUGGAGGGAUUUGGUGCGUCUGAUGUUGGGUUCUGGUUUUUCUCGGGCUGCGCUGCAUUGUCGGGUGAAGUUCCUUCCCUAUUCAGUGCUCAAGCAACGCUCAAUAAAUAGUAAUGAUCUUUUUUGCUUUGGUCGUCCCAGAGCAAAAUGGUUUGCCUCACCAGUCCCCAACCUCCUGUCCUACUGGAAUCACAAUAAAAGAAAACUUGAUGAAAGUCAACUAACGGGA